Molecule: messenger RNA, 306 nt
Organism: Seminavis robusta
Lineage: Eukaryota; Bacillariophyta; Bacillariophyceae; Naviculales; Naviculaceae
Source: the annotation of a GenBank genome assembly
AUGACAUCAAAGCAGAAAACAAGCAUCACCAUGACCUCAAAGCCCUUCAAGGAUGAUAUGGACAGCUCGAACAACAGCCACACUGAAUGUCUCGACGAUGACCCCAGCUUCCGCCCAAGCAUGUUGCAAGUUCACAGGCUCCAGUCAGUGGAUGAGGAGGCAGUGUUAAAAGAAGAAGAGGCAGAGGUCGAACAUCCCUGCAAAAGUAAAGUGAAGUACGUCGUCGGUGCUGCAUUCUUUGUGGUCGUUAUCAUAUUUGCAGUCUUCAUGAUCAGCAGGGUGAAGAACAGUACCCUAGCCUCCUAA